AAGAAAUGGCAGUUACUAGAGAGAAAGAAAACUGUUCAAGAAAAAUUAAUGGAAAUAUACCUGCCUUAUCUAUCAAUAGUGAUAAUAUGUCGACAUCUACCGAUAGUGACGACCUAGCAGAUCCCACAUAUGAAAUUAGGAAUAUUCAAAGUAUUAUCAACGUGACUCGUGAAAACAUUGACGCUUUAAAUGCAAAAUUUGCUGGUUUCCAGCAUCCGCCGUCAUUAUAUUUAUCGGAAUAUCAGGAAUUAACGUCGAAGCUUCACGACUUAGAACUUAGGGAACGGACAUUGCGUGAACUGUUACAGACUGAUUCGCCGGAUAGAAGUGAAGAUUGUUCUUUACAGGAUGACUCGAAGAAGUACGACACUCUCACGAGGCAGCCCAAGGUAUUCCUUAGGGCGCAUCUGCCUAACCAGCAGCGCACCAGUGUGCAAGUUAAAGAAGGGGUGACGUUAAGGGACGCGCUUUCAAAAGCCCUGAAACUACGAAAUUUGACUUGUGAAAUGUGUGAAGUGGUUAGGACAGGCAAUAAUCAAGUGAUACCUUGGGAUGUGGAUAUAACUAUGAUUGACGCCGAAGAGGUGACGGUGCGGACUUUGGACAAGCUGCCCAUAAUGUCACACAUUUCGCACCAGUUCACGCGCAAGACCUUUUUCACGUUGGCGUUCUGCGAGUGCUGCCGCCGGCUACUGUUCAACGGCUUCUACUGCUCGCAGUGCAAUUUUAAGUUCCACCAGCGCUGCGCGGACAAAGUGCCCAGCAUUUGCCACCAGGUGCGAAUGACGGAUACGUACUACGCGGCGCUGCUGGCUCAGAACCCGGAGACCCAGGCGGGUAUAUUGCACUUCCCGCCGCACUUCGGCUACCACCAUAUGAUACACAGGGGCGACCAGAGCAAGCAGCAACACCCGCGCUCGCUCAACCAGCAAGACCGAUCCAACUCGGCGCCAAAUGUCUGCAUCAAUAUGGUGCAGCGACCCAUGACGCUGGCCGAGCACCAAAGGAAAUAUAAUCAGAAUACCAAUUCACCAGUAUCAACGAACUACUUGUCCUCCCGCGCGGCGCGAGGCACGCGCGGCGAGGCACAGAGUCACAGCACGCAGGCCUCGCCCACCGGCACCUUGAGGCCGAGGCGGGCCCGCGCGAGAUCUGCAGACGAGUCCUGGAAGAACGCCCUAUCACCGCGAGAAAGCUACGAUGAUUGGGUCAUACACGCGGACGAGAUACUCAUCGGGCCCAGGAUAGGUUCCGGCAGUUUCGGGACGGUGUACAAGGCGCACUGGCAUGGGCCCGUGGCGGUGAAGACGCUCAACGUGAAGACUCCCACGCCCGCGCAGCUGCAGGCAUUCAAGAAUGAGGUGGCAGUACUACGUAAGACGAGGCAUAGCAACAUUCUGUUGUUCAUGGGCUGCGUGUCGAAGCCGUCGUUGGCGAUAGUGACGCAGUGGUGCGAAGGCUCCUCCUUGUACCAACAUCUGCACGUUUUAGAGACACCAUUCCCAAUGCUGUACCCCAUUGACGUCGCGCGGCAGACUGCGCAAGGCAUGGACUAUUUGCACGCCAAGAAUAUUAUACACAGGGACCUAAAGUCGAAUAAUAUUUUCCUGAGAGACGACUGGUCUGUCAAAAUAGGAGAUUUUGGACUGGCGACCGCCAAAGUACGGUGGUCAGACACAUCGGGCGCGGGCGGCGUGCAAUGGCAGCAGCCGACCGGCUCCAUACUGUGGAUGGCGCCCGAAGUGAUCCGCAUGGAGGAGCCUGCGCCCUACACUUUCCGCUCCGACGUCUACGCGUACGGCGUCGUGCUCUAUGAACUGUUGGCCGGGGAAUUACCUUACGCGCACCUCAACAACAAGGACCAGAUCCUAUGGAUGGUGGGUCGAGGCUUGCUUCGGCCAGACGCGAGGCGAGUACGAGCCGACACCCCGCAGGCGCUCAAGCGGCUCUUACUCGACUGCGUGCACUUCGACCGCGACCAGCGACCGCUGUUCCGGCAGAUCCUCGCCUCGCUCGAGGCCAUGCUGCGCGCCAUGCCCAAGAUCACCAGGUCGGCGUCAGAACCAAAUGUGAACCGUCAGUUGCACGCGUCGGACGAUUAUCUCAGCUACAGCUGCGCCUCCCCUAAGACGCCAGUCAACUUCCAGUUCAACGCCGACACCAGCUUCCCCGCCUUCUACGGAAUCCCGGUACCGAACCAGAGGCACCCGUAGGGUUUGCUGUAGGACUACGACUAGUCCGCCGCGUCGCCUUCUCGUCCCGACCUCGUCGCCUUCUCGACCCGACCUCGUCCCGACCUCGUCGCCUUCUCGACCCGACCUCGUCCCGACCGCGUCGCCUUCUCGACCCGACCUCGUCCCGACGGCGUCACCUUCUCGUCCCGACCGCGUCACC
Molecule: messenger RNA, 2394 nt
Organism: Chilo suppressalis (striped riceborer)
Lineage: Eukaryota; Metazoa; Arthropoda; Insecta; Lepidoptera; Crambidae
Source: the annotation of a GenBank genome assembly